ACCAGAUGGCAGAACCGAAACGGGUGCCCGUGACUGUUCUCACCGGCUUCCUGGGCUCCGGGAAGACGACUCUGCUGAACCACAUCUUGCAAACGAAGCAUGGCAUGAAGUUUGCCAUCAUCGAGAAUGAAUUCGGCGAGGUCGGUGUGGAUGAGAAAGUCAUCAAGGAGGACUCAGAGGAGCAAGUCAUCGAAGUAAUGAACGGCUGCAUUUGCUGCACCGUGCGAGGGGAUCUAGUGAAGGUCUUGAAGAAGUUGCGCAGCAAGCUGGAUACUUUCGAUGGGGUUAUCAUCGAGACCACUGGAAUGGCAGACCCGGCACCAGUUGCUCAGACAUUCUUUGUUGACCCAGAGGUCCAGAAGAUCUAUCAUCUGGACGGGAUCGUCACUGUGGUUGACUGCAAGCAUGUGCUGGCGCAUCUGAAAGAGGAGAAGCCGGAAGGCGUGGAAAACGAGACGGUCGAGCAGAUCGCAUUCGCAGAUAGGAUCAUCCUCAACAAGACGGACCUGGUGGACGACGCCGCCUUGGAGGAGGUCGUAACCGAAGUGCAGAAGGUCAAUAAAGAUGCAGAGCUCAUUAAGGCCCAGCACAGCAAGGUGGAUCCGGCGAAGCUCCUCGGCAUCAACGCCUUCUCGCUGGACCGAGUUUUGGAAAUGGAUCCUGAGUUCAUGAACACGGACGGUGAACACCAGCACGACAACAGCAUCAGUUCCAUUAGCUGGAAGUUCGAAGGAGAGCUGAAUGUCAACAAGAUGGAGAUGUGGAUUAGCGAGAUGCUCCAGACCAAGGCUGCAGACAUGUUCCGUUACAAGGGCAUGCUGGCCGUGAAGGGAAUGGACACGAAAUACCUCUUCCAGGGUGUGCACAUGCUCUUCAAUGGUGGCUUCUCUGAGGACUACACGUGGAAAGAAGGUGAGACACGAGAGUGCCGCUUCGUUUUCAUCGGACGCAAUCUCGACAAGGCUUUGUUGGAACAGAAAUUCAUGGAGUGCAAGGUCACUUCUGAGGCCAGGUUCAAGGCGGGAGACCGGGUGGAGGCCAAUGUUCCAGGAGGCUGGAAGAAAGCGAAGAUCAUGAGAGUAUGGGAUGAGGGCAACCCAUAUCGCAUCCAGCUGGAUGAUGGCACUCAGGUGUGGGCGCCGGAUGAUUCGGAUAACUUCGUGCGGGCUCUGCCUCAGAACGGGGGCCUUUGUGGCGCCGUGGCUGUUGGCCGCCAGCGUCGCAGGCUGCGCGCGCUGCCCUUCGGCAUCUCUGUGGUGGGCACAGGCUCCGCAGCUCCAGAAACGGUCGUCUCCAAUGACGAUCUGGCGGAGAUCGUGGAGACCAGCGACGAAUGGAUCUCGCAACGCACUGGGAUUAGGAGAAGACAUGUCCUGGCCCCCGACGAGUCGCUAGCGUCGCUGUCUACAAAAGCUGCGAGCAGAGCUCUGGAAGCUGCGAAGAUGUCGCCCGAAGACGUCGACCUGGUGAUCCAUGCCACCUCUACACCGGACGAUCUUUUUGGAACCGGCCCCCAGGUGGCAUCCAUGUUGGGUGCAGACAACGCGGUAGCCUUCGAUCUGACGGCAGCCUGUUCAGGUUUCGUUUUCGCGUUAACAACCGCAGCGCAGUAUGUGCGCUCGGGCUCUUUCAAAUCUGCAGUUGUGAUUGGCGCGGACUGCUUAUCCCGCUGGGUCGACUGGUCUGACCGAAACACCUGCGUCCUCUUCGGCGACGGCGCUGGCGCCAUGGUAAUCACUGCAACGGACGCAGAGAAGGAUGCCUUGCUCGGCUUUCGCAUGGGCAGCGAUGGCAACGGAGCUUGCCACCUGGGCUUGAAUGCCGAGGCAGAUGGCGUGUCCCUAGGCGCAGGCAAGGAGGGCGGAAACGGAAGAUACCGCAAGGUGACCAUGAACGGCAAAGAAGUCUUCCGUUUUGCGACCAGCAGAGCCCCAGAGACGCUCUCCAAGCUCAUGGAAGAGCACAACAUCAGUGGCGAAGAGGUCGACUGGCUGCUCCUGCACCAGGCAAACCGCCGGAUCAUGGAUUCUGCAGCUCGUCGCCUGAAGUUGCCGAAGGAGAAGAUCUUGUGCAACCUGGAUGAGUACGGCAACACUUCGGCCGCCUCCAUCCCGCUGGCCUUGGACGAGGCGGUCAAGGAAGGCAAAGUUCAGCCAGGACAGCUCGUGGCUUGCUGUGGCUUUGGAGCGGGGUUGACUUGGGGAGGCGGACGCUUGCUUGUGCCACUGCGAUCGCACUCCGAAAUGGGGCAGUCCAGCUUUCUACAGGAAGCUGACCCACAGUCUGAACUGCACCUGGGGACCUAG
Messenger RNA from Symbiodinium sp. CCMP2456, 2306 nucleotides. The record is from the annotation of a GenBank genome assembly. Lineage: Eukaryota; Dinophyceae; Suessiales; Symbiodiniaceae.